CCAAAAUCCAAAAUUUUGUAGCUUGCUGGUCUUGCUACUCAACCCCUUAAUCCAAUUCUACCAAGAAAACAACACUGGUUUACUUGCUCGUCACGCUCUUCAGCGCAAAAGAUCAUUCGUCUCAAGAUCAACUUUUAAUUCCCAGCAUUCAGUCUCUCUAAUAACGAAGUCAAAAUGUCCGCCAUCCAGCUUUCGUUCUCUCUCCGCGUCUCCUCUGGCGUCAAGACCGUCCACCUCCUCGGUUCCUGGGACAACUACAGCGGCCAGCUCCCGCUCUCCAAGGACAAGAGCUCGUCCAAGUCCGGCACCUGGAAGGGCACCUUCCGCUUCCAGCAGGCCACCCUCCAGCCCGGCCAGCGGUACUGGUACUACUACAUCAUCGAUGGCUACCACGUCUCGCACAACCCCAGCGAGGACUCCACCGUCGAGCCCACCACCGGCCGCGCCCUGAACAUCCUCGAUGUGCCCAAGUCCAAGUCUUCGUCUUCGUCUUCGUCUUCUUCCUCCAAGUCGUCGUCCCGCAAGUCGACCUCGUCCUCCAAGAGCCGCAGCUCCGCGCACGGCGACAUCCCCAAGGGCCGCCCCCUGUCGGUCUCCCAGAUCAAGGCUCCCAAGCCCGUGUCGCCCAACGCCACGCGCCACAUCCUCGACAAGGACUUUGACGAGGACGAGCUCUCCAGCCGCUUUGCCGCCACCGGCAUCUACGACGACUACUACGACGAGGACGUCAUCACCGACUUCGGCAUGCCCGGCUCCCCGGUCUCGUCGGUGGGCUCGUCGCUGUCGUACCGCUCCGACAGCUCGGGCUCCUCGGGCUACAGCACCCCGGCCUCGGACUGCUCGUCGUGCACCUGCGAGCGCUACGGCAUCACCCGCAAGGGCGAGCGCGUCCGCCUCGACUGUGGCGGCUCCCGCUGCUCGUACGACGACUCAUGCUCGUCGUCCGAGGACGAGGCCGAGUACAUCGAGCGCAGCUCCCGCCGCAACGGCAUCGUCGUCCGCCACUAAGCUGCUGUCGGCCAUGCCUCGGGUGAGGGAAAGCUGAAGGAAAGAGAAAGAAGAUGUUCUUCAACUUCCAAAGGACUCGGGUUUUAAUAAGAGGGCCAGAGGCGUGACGCUUUUUUCGUACUGCUCCGCCUCGAAGUCUUGUCCUCCGGUGAUCUCUCCCACUCCCCCCGGGGAAAUCGCCAAGUCCCAGUCCAGUCAAGAACCAGAACCGUCCGUAUACGACGCUUCCAGGGCCGAUCCGCGGGAAAGGAGAUGGAUGGCCGUCCAUUCACUCUC
Chaetomium strumarium is the source of this 1284-nucleotide messenger RNA. RefSeq lists its product as uncharacterized. The record is from RefSeq and is a predicted model, not a curated record. The coding region runs from base 175 to 1008 and encodes 277 amino acids. NCBI's taxonomy places the organism in Eukaryota, Fungi, Ascomycota, Sordariomycetes, Sordariales, Chaetomiaceae. The transcript has a single exon.